UCCUACGCCCUCUUCUCGACGCCUUCCGCCGAAGUUGAAACAACACAACUCCAGAUCCGCAAAGACACAAAUGCUGUAUACGAUGCACCAACUCAGUCUGCGAUGCAGAAGGCCACAAAGGACGCUCAGGGACUUGAGAAGAAACGACUCAAAGGGCAAGCAGAAGAGAGAGAAGCAAAAGAGAAGGCAGAGAAACGCGAACGAAGGCUACAGGACAGCAAAAACAUUGUGCUUACUGAAGAUCCAUCCCUCCCUCAAUCUGUCAAGUCCAAGAUCGUAAAAAUGGAGUCCCUUCGCGGGCAGCGCGUCCGGGUAUCUGGGUGGGUUCACAGGCGGCACGAUCAGCAAGAAAUCAUGUUUAUUGUCCUGUGGGACGGGACAGGAUAUCUGCAGGCUGUUCUUACUGGGAAUGCGAAAAAAACAUACGAUGCUGUAACAUUACAGCUAGAGGCAUCAGCUGAGCUGACUGGCAUGCUCAAGACGGUUCAUGAAGGCCAGCGCCCCCCUGGAGGACAUGAACUAGUCGUUGACUCUAACAGACUCGACGAGGUUUGA
Molecule: messenger RNA, 555 nt
Organism: Suillus fuscotomentosus
Lineage: Eukaryota; Fungi; Basidiomycota; Agaricomycetes; Boletales; Suillaceae
Exons: 3
Molecular function (GO): nucleic acid binding
Source: RefSeq, a predicted model, not a curated record